AUGAAUGCGACCAAUACUCAAGUGCAAUCCAAUCGACGUUUACAGACAUGGCCGUUUCAAAGACGCAACGCUAUUUUCAUCGGACAUACGCGCAGUGAUACAAAUCAUGAAAUGAAUGAGUCGGAGCUUAAUUUAGCACGCCAUGGUUCACUGAAAUCGAUUUUCAUGACAGAUUCAUCGAAAACAAUCCAGACCAGUGAGCAUAAUCUGGCAGUACAUCUGACAACAACAGCCAUGAAUACAAGGAAUGUUCAAACAACAAGUUUCGUCAAGAUCUCGCCACCGAUGAAUGCCGUAGAGGAUUGUCCAAUUUGCUGUGAUAGUUUUUUGUUCAGUGAUCUCAAACAAAUGCCAUGUUGCUCAGUUAGAAUUUGUUCCAUUUGUCUCAUAACUCAUACAAUAACCAAUAUCAACAACGGCAAAGUUCAUAUCGAAUGUCCAGCAUGCUCCGAACAGAUGAAUUCUUCCACGAUUUUAUAUAAUAGCGAACUGCCUGUUCAUCUACGAGAACGGUAUCAACAUAUUUUAGCACAAGAUCUAUCAGAACAGCAGAAUACGUGCAUUAAGCUAUGUCCACAUUGUAAUUACAUCACUGUUAUCGACGAGCAGCAUCGGAAAAAGUACGGUAAACGAUCCCGAAGGUCAUCUGAACGAUGGGUACACUGUGAACAAUGUGGCAAGGAUUGGUGUUGGCCAUGCUAUGCACCCUCACACGCCAAUGAAACCUGUCGACAAUUCAAGAAAAACCAUACUCAUGUCGAUAUAUGGGCGCGAGCACGUCGUCCAGAUAAUAAAAACCAACGAAAUGCUCAACGUUGUCCGAAAUGUUCGAUUUAUAUCGAGAAGAUCGAUGGCUGUGAUCAUAUGCAGUGUAUGAAAUGCAAUUCGAAAUUCUGUUAUCGUUGUGGUUGUCGUAUGCGCUUGCCAUUUUAUAUAGGUCACGAUGCGAAAUAUUCGAUAUUUGGUUGUAAGUACAAACUUUGGCCAGAUCGUCCAUUGCUACGCUGGCUUGUGCGAGGCUCAAUCUUUGGAAGUAUAAUUUUAUCCAGUCCAAUUGUCAUUGGAGCAUUGAUCGCUUUAAUUGCGAUUGGCAUUCCAACAAUUUUGAUUAUCGGUUGUUUUUCUUUGCCUGUAUUUUUGUGUUUGGAAUGUCGAAAACGCACGUAG
This is a messenger RNA of Adineta ricciae, 1167 nucleotides long. The record is from the annotation of a GenBank genome assembly. Lineage: Eukaryota; Metazoa; Rotifera; Eurotatoria; Adinetida; Adinetidae.